This is a messenger RNA of Rotaria sp. Silwood1, 1486 nucleotides long. NCBI's taxonomy places the organism in Eukaryota, Metazoa, Rotifera, Eurotatoria, Philodinida, Philodinidae. The record is from the annotation of a GenBank genome assembly.
AUGAACCAACAUGAUGCAGUAAUGCCAAUGAAGAUCUAUCAAUUCUUCUCUGAUGUCAAAAUUACACAGAAUACAUUUCCUAUUUUAAAUUCACUUAGUAUAUCACAUAUUGAUCAUAAUCUUUGGAAGUCAAUUAAAGAUCACAUAAGACAAAUUAAAUCUCUGAUUUCUAUUUCGAUUUAUUUAUCUACUACAUUACCAUACAAUCCAGCAUGUCAAUUAACAGUAGAUAUUCUUCGUGAUUUAUUAUAUUGGUCAUCAACACUUAAAAAUGUUUAUCUUGAAGCUGAUGAUCGAUUAGUUGAUAUUUCUCGUUUCAAUCUUCGUCAAGAACAAAUUUCUUCAAUUGAACAUUUAACUUUACGUUAUAUAACUAUCGACAUAAAACAUUUAUAUUUAAUUGUACCCGAUUUACGUUUAUUUGAUGCAAAAAUAGCUUCAUUUCAUCAUAUUCAAGAUACUUAUUUGUAUUCUUUUCAACAUUUACAACAGCUAUCAAUUCAUGUUAAUCGUUUUCAUAUGUUAACUAUUGAGCAAUUACUUUAUCCUAUGAUAAAACUAAAUCAAUUAGUUAUUACUGGAAAUCAGAUGUAUAAUGAUGUAUGUGAUGGUCUUGCAUGGGAACGAAUAUUAACUAACAUCAUAUCGUUUAAGUUCAUGUUUAGUUUUGAAGAAAAUCAUGAUUUAAUUCAACUUGAUUCAUUUCGUUCGUCAUUUUGGCUUGAACAAAAUCAUUGGUAUGUUCAAUAUGAUUAUUCUAAAAUUGGUAAAUUUUCAUUACUCUAUUCGAUUCCUUAUUUUAUGAACACAUAUCCAUGGCUUCGUAUGAAAGGAUCGAUUGUAUUCGAAUCAACCGGACAACAACCGAUAGUAUUUUCUAAUGUAAAUCGUUUAAUUGUUGAUUAUCAACGACCAAUAAACAAUGAACUUCGAAAUCGUUUUACUAACAUUGAAGAAUUAAUUCUUGACGAUAAUGAGAAAAGUUUUGAUAUGUUAAUCAAUGAUAUUGUUCCAUAUAUUGAUAUGUUGUUUAUUAAUUCAUUUACUAUUAAUCAAUGUUUUUCAGAAUUUGAUGAAGAUAAUUUCGUUCAAUUUAUAAUGAGUAUACCUCAUUUGUGUUCUGUUACUAUUCCAAUUGAUCUUCUCAGAUUAUCAUUGAACAAUUGUUGGCAAAAGAUUAAACGACUAAAAAUAUUGCCAAGACGUCAGAUAUGGUCUGCCAGAUUUAUGGAAAAAGGCUUAACAUCGAACGAAGUUGAUAUGUUAUGCUCUUCGUUUCGUUCUAUGGAACAAAUCAGUUUUCAUGUUGAUAUAAUGCCAUAUUUAGUUGAAUUUUUAACAAAAAUGCCAAAGACAUUAUCAACUAUAGUUAUUGAACAUUUGAUUAAUGGUAUAUCUACUGACAUUACAGCUUCUACAACUUACAAAUGUAUCCGAAGUUUUGCAUGCUCACAUCGAAUUUUUUAUAAAUUUCAUGAAAAUGAGC